Musa acuminata subsp. malaccensis (wild Malaysian banana) is the source of this 1263-nucleotide messenger RNA. RefSeq lists its product as uncharacterized. NCBI's taxonomy places the organism in Eukaryota, Viridiplantae, Streptophyta, Magnoliopsida, Zingiberales, Musaceae. Gene Ontology annotation, molecular function: DNA binding. The record is from RefSeq and is a predicted model, not a curated record. Gene Ontology annotation, biological process: response to ionizing radiation; double-strand break repair via homologous recombination; mitotic cell cycle checkpoint signaling. Gene Ontology annotation, cellular component: SOSS complex.
UCUUAAAGAAUGGAUGGGAAGAGAAAGCCGUUCCCCGUUCCGCCCCAUAAAGUCCUUCCCUCCCCAUCGGCUCCGUCUACAGAAGAUUACGCCUUGAGGCUCCUUUCAUCUAUGGAAAACAUGGUGCAUCUGAAAGACAUAGUUCCUGCGGCAACCAAUACUGUGAACACACAAUUCAUAGUGCUGGAGAAGGGAAGCAUUACCCAGGAUGGGAAAGAGAUGACUUGCUUGGCAUUAGUUGCGGACGAGACUGCAUCAGUUCACUUCCAGAUGUGGGGAAGUGAGUGCGAAGCUUUCGAGCCUGGGGACAUCCUUCGUCUCAGCAAUGGAAUAUUCUCUUUCCACAAGAACAGUCUGGUGCUCAGGGCUGGCAAGAAAGGGAAUGCUGAGAAGGUUGGCGAGUUCACCAUGCUAUUUGUGGAGACCCCAAACAUGAGUGAGAUCCGUUGGGCUCGUGACCCUCGCAAUCCCAAGAAGUUUGUGCAGGAAGCUGUUUUAUCGCCUCACUCGAGGAUCUUUGCACCCUCACAGUAGUGUGUCUGUCAUAUGUAAACAUUUCCGCCGAGACACAACAAGUCCUUGGCCAAUCUCGACUUUGCCUUAUGGAAUGGUGUUUCUCAAGCAUAACUUGGUUAUUUAUGCAUGUAAAGCAGCACUUUUGACAUUUGAAUAUGCUGAUUAACUUGUUUUAUCUACAAACGCAGGUUCCUAUGAACUUAUACAGGAAGGUCCAGAAGCAGAGGUUAUAAUUUUGGAUUUCUCAAAGAAGUCCAAUGUGGCUGGUAUGAUUCUACAGUAUGUUGCUUAUGCUAUACAAGUCAAAUUGCUAGAUCCACUAGAGAAUGGGAUCGAUUGUUUCUUGUCCAUAUAUUUUAAUGACAUCGGGUCAGAUCCAGAAGGAAGAUUGAAUGAAGCAACUGAACAAUGGAAGCAUUGAUGUUAAAGUUUUGGGGCUGAAAGCAUCCUGAUUCGGAAAUGCUGUUAUGUUAGAUGUCAAAUCUCUAGUAAGUUGGGAAUGAAGAUAGAGAUGACAUUUUUUUUUUUUUUUAUAAUGUUUGUUGUUCAUAUGUGAAAGUUACAGGUUGUACAACUGAGUAAUGGCACUUGUAUAAGAGACUCUACUCUAUUUACGGUGACCCAUUCAAACAUUAACUGUGAGCUCAAAUGGACAGAGCAUUACAAUGUCUCUCUACAGAAGAGACUUACGGUUGCAUAUGACAGGAAUCACAUUGGUCAUGGCUACAGUCUGAGCAAUGCUGCUUC